Oikopleura dioica is the source of this 873-nucleotide messenger RNA. NCBI's taxonomy places the organism in Eukaryota, Metazoa, Chordata, Appendicularia, Copelata, Oikopleuridae. The record is from the annotation of a GenBank genome assembly.
AUGGUGAAUCUUCUUUCAAACAAAUCCCUCAGACUCCUGACAAUCCUCCUCUCUAUUUUUGGCAUCGGAGCUUGCAUCUCCCAUUGCUUCGUCUUCAUCAUCCUUUUUUCGAGAAUCGAGACCUUCGGACGCCUCUGGAACUUGGAAGCAGUUAGGGGAGAGGAAGAAACAAAACUGCCCUUGUCGAUUUUGGGGCAAGGGCUUUGGUGUGGUGGAAUGGCUCUGUGCACGGCUUGUGUUACUUUUAGCUAUAUUUCAGCGAGAAUUCAGAACAAUUUCGAUCAAUUCUGCUUCCGCGGAGAGCGUUUUGCCACCAACAAUGUCGUCUUUCUCUUCAUCCUCACUUUCCUCAUCUCCCUCUUUGGCACUCUUACCGAUGGUUACGGCCUGCUUACUCUCCUAAAAUCGUCCUGGUUCUCGUCUCUCGGGGGGACGGCGCUUUUUUCCAUGCUCCUGAUCGAGGUUUUCUGCAUUUUGGGCAUCAACAUCGUCGCCUUUAUCUGCAUUUCCUUCACUUCCAAGGACGACUUUCUCAUCAUCCAGGCUCGAAAAAACGCUCAUCUUUACGAUCAUCUUCCUCGUCUUCAAGCGGGCGAUGCUACCUCUUCAUCCUCCAGGUCCUCCAGCUCUAGAAAUAGCCGCACAGAAGUCCAGUACGCCCCGGUUUCGAAGAAAAUGACUUCUGCUUGGGGACAUUUUAACUCAGCCACAGACCUUUAUCACGUAAAAGCGCUCCCCUACGAUUCCCAUUUUGUGGACAAAACUACUUCUGGCUACAGCAGCUCGAUUUCAGUGGAGAGCGAAAUGGACAAAGUCGGGAUUGAAAACUGCGAUUAUUAUUUGCCAAAAGCUCCUGUUGUCAGGCUUCAGUGA